Carcharodon carcharias (great white shark) is the source of this 2188-nucleotide messenger RNA. It is a transcript of the gene get4, whose product is annotated as guided entry of tail-anchored proteins factor 4. Gene Ontology annotation, molecular function: protein binding. NCBI's taxonomy places the organism in Eukaryota, Metazoa, Chordata, Chondrichthyes, Lamniformes, Lamnidae. Bases 39 to 944 code for a protein of 301 amino acids. Gene Ontology annotation, biological process: protein insertion into ER membrane. The record is from RefSeq and is a predicted model, not a curated record. The transcript has 9 exons. Gene Ontology annotation, cellular component: BAT3 complex; cytosol.
AAAGCCGCUGCCCCUUUGACCUUUGGCUGCGAGCAGCAAUGGCGGACAGCGAGCUGCCGAAGUGCUGCAGGAACCGGGGCGGAGUCCAGCGGGUGGAGAGCAAGCUCCGGGCCAGCGUGGAGAAGGGCGACUAUUAUGAGGCGCAUCAGAUGUACAGGACGCUUUUCUUCCGGUAUAUGUCACAAAGUAAACAUGCUGAAGCUAGAGAACUUAUGUAUUCUGGAGCGUUGCUGUUCUUCAGUUACAGCCAGCUAAACAGUGCUGCUGAUUUAUCUAUGCUAGUUUUAGAGUCCUUGGAAAAGUCCGAAGCAAAGGUUGCUGAUGAACUCUUAGAAAAUCUUGGUAAACUUUUUAGUCUAAUGGAUCCAAAUUCUCCUGAGAGAGCAGCAUUUGUAUCCAGAGCACUGAAGUGGUCCAGUGGAGGUUCGGCAAAACUUGGCCAUCCGAAAAUACACCAACUGCUGGCAGUCACACUGUGGAAAGAGCAAAACUAUAGUGAAUCUCGGUAUCACUUCCUGCAUUCAGCAGAUGGGGAAGGUUGCGCAAAUAUGUUAGUAGAAUAUUCUGCAUCAAAGGGUUACCGGAAUGAAGUGGACAUGUUUGUGGCUCAGGCGGUCUUACAAUUUCUUUGCUUAAAAAAUAAAAAUACUGCAUCAUUGGUCUUUACAACUUACACAGAAAAGCAUCCCUCUAUAGAAAAGGGACCUCCAUUUAUACAGCCCUUGUUAAACUUUAUCUGGUUCUUAUUACUUGCUGUUGAGGGGGGGAAACUAACCGUUUUUACAGUGUUAUGUGAACAGUAUCAGCCAUCUUUAAAGAGAGACCCAAUGUACAUUGAGUAUCUAGAUCGAAUAGGUCAGAUUUUCUUUGGAGUUGCACCGAGACAGACAUCCUCGUACGGGGGAUUAUUAGUUUUUAUAUUCCCUUCGCAGGAAACCUUUUGAACAGCCUGAUGGGUGCAGGAGAGGAUGAUGAGGUGGAUGGUGAAGGACCAGAAGAUGUUAAUCCUAUUGAUCUUGACUAAGAAGAAAAUUAACUUUCUGAUCUAAAGGUCUAAAGACAAUAUUCCACUGAAAUGUCUACAGAAUGAUCUGCUUAUACAAGAAAUAGAAACAGCUAUACCAUGGGACAUUUUAUAUGACAGUUUCACAUCUAAGCAUCUGCAAAGGGCUCUCUUUCCCUUUCUACUGAAGGAGGUGCAAAGGAUGUUUCCUAUUGCUGUCUCUAUUGGAAAUGCUGUAUUAUUUAUGUUCAGUAGAUAUUUCAUGAUUUAAAGAACAGGUUCCAAUUGGCUGUGUGUUGACUGAUGUAAUAAGUUUUGUCUUUUUAGAUUAAUUUACAUAAGAUUUAAAUACUUUACAGCUUUGUACUGGGAACUGGUACACAUGGCACUACACAAGGAUGGUCUCAACUGUAUGAUGUAAAACCAUGCAAAAGAUGCUCAUCACAGGGUAAAUUUUGCCAACAGGAGUCGAGACAUCUCAAAUUGCUAAAACUAGCUCUCGUUUAACACGUCAGAGCGGUUGUCAAUAGGAACAAAAGAAAAGCUGUAGGGAUCAGCAGCACUUAAUUUAACUUAUACAAUUGGUGUAGCUGUUGCGCACAGAUUACAAAAAAAUCAUGCACAAAAAUGGGCUUAAUUAUUUCUGAACCAAUAAACAACAUUAAAGAAGAUUGUUGUCACCCUGACUUUAUUUGAGGUGGUAAAUUAUAUUCUAAUGUAAGUAAAAUGCAUACAGCUGCCACAAGAAUGCUGUAAAUACUUUGUUGGGGCUGGUUCUGCAUGUUAAAGGUUUGCAUGCCAGAAACUUGAAUACUUUUUAAACAUUGGCAUUUCAAGUGCUGGAACUUGUUAAAGAAAAUUUGCACAAUGACUCCUUAAUCAGGAACUGGGUUUGUAUUGUAGUAAAAUGCAAGGACCUGAUUUAAUUGGAGCCAGUAACACACACAAUUUAGAGUAAUUGUACAUUAUGCUUUAUAGAUCUGGUAACCAUAUCUAAUUGUUUUUCCACCAAGCACUCUGUAAUUCAUGGCCUAUGAAAUGUUCACAAAGGUUAAAUCUAAGGGGGAUUAAAUGGCAGCCUUUUAAACAAUGGAAGAUAUUCCUCUUUAAGUGAUAUUUUUGUGCAUAAGUUGGACUGUUGCUUUUUUAAUACUUGUAUUUAUCAUUAAAGAAAAAUAAUUAGUC